UACAUACACAGACACAUGUACAUACAUACACACAAACACACAUGUACAUAGACACAUGUACACACACACGUACAUGUACAUACACGCAGACACAUGUACAAUUGUACAUGCAUACACAGACACACAAACACACACACACCACCAUCCCCACCCCCCAUAAAAAGUUGCAGUACCUCGUUGUUCACUCACAGAUCCGGGUACUGCACUCUAGGGGGAGGCAGAGAGCACAGCACACAUUCCUUCCUUUGCUUUCACUGCGCUCAGCUAUUGAGCAGUCUGACGGCUGCCAGUGCCAAUGACAGAUGCAGCCUGAGCUCCUAGCCUGCUCAGCAAGACGAACCUGGAGGACACACUCGCCCCCACCAUAAUUUCCACUCGCCAUUGGCGAGCGGAAAUUUCAAGCCCUGCAUUACAACAUUGGUAGCUAG
Staurois parvus is the source of this 428-nucleotide messenger RNA. NCBI's taxonomy places the organism in Eukaryota, Metazoa, Chordata, Amphibia, Anura, Ranidae. The record is from the annotation of a GenBank genome assembly.